Messenger RNA from Drosophila rhopaloa, 4863 nucleotides. RefSeq lists its product as uncharacterized. Bases 4637 to 4837 code for a protein of 66 amino acids. NCBI's taxonomy places the organism in Eukaryota, Metazoa, Arthropoda, Insecta, Diptera, Drosophilidae. The record is from RefSeq and is a predicted model, not a curated record. The transcript has a single exon.
AAUUUGUACUCUAUUACUACAAAACAAAUCCUACAGAUAUAAAUUCUUAAUUUAAUUUCGUUUAAAUUACAAUACAUAUGCUUACAUUUUAUAACUAAUUAUACAAUUUUAAAAAAAUCAACACAACAAAAGCAAAAAAUGCUAAACAAUGAGCAAGUAAACGAGUAAAGUAAACGUGUAAAAAACGUUUCGAUUUUUGACAAAAAAAAACAAAUGAAAAUUUAUUGAAUUUUAGUCUUUAUCUUUUCACUGUAUCGUUUUGUAUCGGUGUGCGUGCCUGAGUGUGAUUGUAUGUGUCUGUUUUUUUUGUUCGUGUUGUCGAAGAGGUCACGCCGAGGUCAGCGAAAUGGGCGGCAAGGUGAGGGCAUGACGCGCGAGUGGAUCGGCCGAUCAGGUGAUCGAUCAGCUUUCGAGUUCAAAGUAUGUGGAGAGGAGUGCUAUUGACUUUUGUCAUUUUAGUAUCGGUCAGCAUUGCAGCAACCAACAACACCAUCAUUAAUUUGCUAUGAGUGCACCCAGAAAAAUAAAAAAUCAACAGCGGUUUAAAAUAAUGUUAAAAAAUGGACAACAAAUCAACCUGAUGUAAUUUAAGAUGAACCAUUUUAUUUACAGGUGGUUUAUAUAUCUGAAUAUGAUUUCCGUCUUAAUUAUGAAACCUAUCUGAAGAGAAAAAUUUUUAAAUAAUUAACAUUUACUAGGUGGCGGUUAAAGUAAAAUUAUUACCUAAUUCGAGCGGUUAGAACUUUUUAGAAGACAAAACACACUGACUGUUAAUUGUAAAAGAAUUUCAUUUUCUAACAUAUUGUUUAAAAGUUAAAUACAACAAAAAUUAUUUGUUUUAAUUAACAUAAACUUAAAAGAUAUUCAAAAUAAACUACAUACAAUAUAUGUGCAUCGUAAACGUAAUAAAUAAACAAAAAAUUAUAUUGAAAAACCUACUAUAUACAACUAUAUAUAUUAUAUACAUAUUAACUAUAACAUAUAACGAUUUAACAGUAAAAUAAAUUUAAAUAUUGUAUUAAACAAAGUGUUGCACUUUCAAGUUAAAACAGAGAAGAAAAUAAGAAAAUUUAAAAUUAAGUGUAAAUGUUUGUCAGUACACUCACACACACAUAAGUACACUUGAAAAAAUUGUUGCAGACAAAGUCCAAUCGCAACGGAGGUGAACGAACUCGAUAUGUCCAGGCAACCGGAGAAUUCACAUUUACAUUGGAGCACCAGAAACGCAAAAUAAUAACCAAAAUCAGAUUGUUUCGUUUAUUUUCCUUUCACAUUUGAUGUCAUUUUGUGAAUAUGGGUUUUGUUCAUUCAUUAUUGUUGGUUUACUUAUUGGCCAAUUAAUGAUUGACUGUUAUCGACCAUUGUGUAUCGGUAUUGGUUUGAUUUCUACAGCUUAUCCAACAUUUCCUUUGACUUUUUAUUGUUGCAUUUGUUUUUAUCAGAUUGGUUUCGACUUUUCGACGUUUCUAAUGAAGAGAUUAUAGGAACCACAGAUGAAACAAUAAUGUAAGGGUUAUAUUAUUUAACAUACUAAUAAGCUAACUUACGAAUGAUGCGCCAAAAUGCAACCAAAAAUCACUGAAGAGAAUGCUUUUUGUAUACAUUGUAAAGCUCUACGUACGUAUUUGCAUAAAAAUAGCUCUAGGAGAAGAGAGAAAUGAACUUGAUACUUAUCAAUACAUUCGAUCUAUAAUUCUUACAAUUAAGUUUUCUCGAAUUUGUUUACGAAUCGGAAAUGUCGACUGGUACCAUUAGUGUUAAGCUAAGAACAUCUAUUGAACAAACACACAAAACUCGGUACACUCAGAUCAUUUUCUAACUACGCUAGCAGGCUAGAAGUUUAAAUUUGUUUUGUCCCAUAUCCCCAAGACCUCCCGCUUUUCUAACCCCCAAAAAUGAGAGUGUUUUCAUGCAAUGAAAUACUCUUAGCGAUUAAAGACUAGAAUGAUUUGAAAUAAGAUGAGAUUUAACAGAUAUCUAAGCUAAAUUCCUAAGACAAAACGAUUCCACCUAAGACACCUUUUUGUAACGAAUAAAUUUAUAUAGGACAUCUCAGAGGUACAAGAACAACCAAAAAAUAAAUGAAAUCAAUAAGAUUAAAGAUCAACAGGCAUACAUUCUACAUAUGUAUGUGGGUGGCAUGUUUUGUAUCUGCAUUACAAUUUGAUUCUCUUUUAUGAUUUCCCCCAUAAAUAUCAAUAACAGUUUCCCAAUGAUUGGGUAGGAAAAAAUACGUAUUCGGUUAAGAGAAGUGGAAAAUCAAAGCAAGUUGAAUGAUAGUUGUUAAUACCUGCAAGUUAAGAGACAAGUUAUGUAAUACUUAGUUAGUCGACAUCACACUCAUCCCUUUUAUAGCCCGACUUUCGUUCGUUCUUAAGCAAAAAUUCGAAACGAGGUAUGUAUGUAUAUGGUAAUUUAAAAUGUAACAAAUGCAGAGAAUAGUGAACAAAAACUAAUUUGUAUGUAGUUAAUAAUACUAAUAAUAAAUACAAAAUAGACAAAAAUAAGGAAAAACAGAAAAAAAGAGGAAAACUAAGCAAAGUAACCAAAAUAAAACAAAACACAAAAAAAAACAAAAUUGAGACUGUAAACGAAAGGCAACAUAAUGGAGGAGCAGUUCAUGGCGAGUCAAUGUUGAACAGAAAAAGGCUAAAACACUGAACUAUACAACUCGUAACUCGAAUAAAUCACUGAUGAAUAGGCUACCAACAUAAGUUCGUAUAAGAUUUUUGUUACCACUAAAAUUGUACUCAAAUUGAAUUUCUUUCGUUUUCGUCCUAGCCAAUUCUGUACAUUAUGAAAAGUAGAUUUUAUUUUCUCCAUUUUUGUUGAUAAGAAGAAAGGGAAGCUACAUAAUAUAAAUUACAAAGUCAGCAACAAAACAAAACGCAGGUAGCAUGGUACAUAAGAAUAAUGAAACCGAAUCAUGAUAAUGAAGAUUUAAGCGUUUGUAAGCCAAAAAGAAAACCUUUAAUGAAUUUGAAUUUUUUACCAACAGAAACUAAGGAAACUGGAAUCUUAAACUGAUACUGAAACAGUUAGUUGUACGAACGUACGACUAACUCAGAGACACAUAGAAACCUCCUAAAAAAUGCAUAUAAAUAUAUAGGACUUACUUGUAAACCAGAUUGUAACGAUUUUAGGCAUAUAAGUGUUGCGCCUUGGGUCUGUAGGAGAAACGGAAACUUGAAGGGAAACUGGAGAGAUAGCUACGUUUUGACAUUUUCCAAUCAUUCAUUUUAAAUCAUUUUCUAGACUUUUCUACACGUACUUUUAGAUCGAGAUAGCGAAGGAAUAAAUAGGAGUUUAACAUUAGCGAUUGAUGGCAGCUGGGCGAACGUGGUACAGUGCUUAAGAAAUGGCAUUCAGGUCAGGAUUAAACUUAACUUAACUUACAUACAUAUAUACAAGGACAUCAACAAAGGAAAAUAAUGAGAGUAACAAGGAAAACUUAAAAAUGAAAUACAUAUAGCGUUGCAAGAUUUUAGUUUACGGUAAACUUAAAGAAAUUUUUUACAAUGUAUUUAUACAUACCUAAAUUUAAAUUUUAAAUUAAUUCUUUAAUGUAAUACGAACACAGUGCCUAAGUAAUAUCAAAACAAAAAUCGAAAAAAUAAAAAAGGAAAUAAGGAUUUAAACAUACAAAACGAGAAUAAGAGCCGCAAGUGAGGAAAUUGUUACUAAUACUAAAGAAUGCUAAAAACUUAAUCGAACAACUUUUAAAACAACAGAAAAGCAUUGAAGAGACAAAAAUUCACAACCUAAAUAAGCCAGUAAACGAAAAUUUGCAUACAAAGAUUUAUAAAUAUACAUGUUCUGGUGCAAAACAAGAAACACAGACAAACACAUACACUACCUAUCAGAAGAAGAACCAGAGCCGAAAACGGAAGCUGAAAACUGAUCUGAACUUAAUCUCCAAUAAAAAUUUCCAUAAAUGUAUAAAUGUAACUCAAGCAAGCAUGAAACGCAAACGCGAUAAGUAAUUACUACACAAAUAAAUAAUGCAACGUACCCCCUACAUACGUCUCGUCUCGCACUGGAUUUACGUACAACCCACAUAUAUCCUCCCUUUCUACCCAUAUCCUUAAAGGGCUAUUCAAUCAAUAGAUUUUACUUAUUUGAACAUGCCACUUACUCAAAAUGACAUCAAAUUGAAACGUGUAACUUUGUUUGCAUAUUGGAUUGGUCUAUUAAAAAACCCUAAGCAAAUGUUUUAAGCUAUAUUGUUUUACCUUGAAUUCAUUUAAAUAACAGACACAAGUGGAGUAAAAAACAAUAAGCAAAUUAAAUAUACAUUUUGAAAUUAUAUUUAACAAACAAAAUUAAUGUAGUGUGUAAAAAACAAACAAAACAUGAAAGUAAAAACAAGUUUUAAGCAAAACAAAAUACUUUGAAUAUAUACAUAAAUUGGAAGUAAAUAGAAUAAAUGUCACUCACUCUUUUUAUUUAAGUCGUGUACUGAUCGAUCAUUCCUGGGAUUAAAUUGUACGUAUGUACAAUGUCCAUAUCUUAGUAUUUGGAUUUGGAAUGACAGCUAAGUUUGAAAGAAGUAUUCGUAAAGCAUUUGAAAUUCCUGUUAGGGCAUAAAUAUGUAUUUAUUUUCGGAAAAGGAAAGUGUGAACUUCUAUAAAUUUCAAUGCUGGAACUUGUGGUGCUAUUCCUUCUUAGUUCCGUGUCCUUUUUUGUUGCCCAUUUGGAUAGACCAACGACAUUUUGGGGACAUUUUCAUGCCACAUGUCCAAUUCUAAUGGGCGUUCUAUCCGCUGGAUUGAUUUACAUUAAUGUUGGUUUUCCUCCUUGCGAUAAAAUAAAGAAUAUGUACAUUUUUUCCUUAUAGAAGUAGACAAGGAGUUCCCCUUUAUA